UUUUUGAGAAUUUUAAUUUUGUCUAUUAGGAGCUCUGACCUUGAGAGGCAUAGAACAGGGUAGCUGUGUCUGUUCAUCCUAAUCUGAACUAGGGUUUGUGUAAUUUCAGUAGAGAUUAUAUGGUUGAGGAGCUUUGCUGAAUUCAGGGCAUAGCAUAGCAUAUACUUAUGUUUUUGGAAACGUGAAGAAUGUCUGAUAUUGCUCUUCAUCUACUGUUUAGAGCUUAUGCUUCAUUGUGUUAGAAGUGGACAAGGUGGAGAAGGAUGAAUGCUCAGGCACACUUGCCAGGACAUAUCUCUGGGCAGGUGCCUAAUUAGCCUUCCCAGAUGCAUAACUUUGGAGGACAUAACUUGGAUCCUGAUCUCUCAGCAAAACGCUUGCUCGUUUGUGAUCAUAUGGCGAGAAGGAGGGUAGGUUUUCAAUUUAUGUACAUUCGAGGCCUGGGUUUCUACUCAAUAAAGACACAACAAGGUCUGCUUACUUUUAUGGCCGUUAGGUCAACAACGAUAUACAGGUGGACUGGGGUGAAUCAAGCAUGAUUGAAGCAAAGCGUAUUUUGCUUAGAAAUGCACUCAAGGAUCCAUUUAAUGUGAGAUUUGCUUUUGUAUCUGAUAGUUGCAUACCACUAUAUAAUUUCAGUUAUAUAUAUGACUACAUAAUGUCAACAUCAACAAGCUACCUAGACAGGUACUUGAUGCUUCUAGUGCUCAACAAACGCUGUGUGGGAAUAAUCAUUCUCAUGAAUCAAGUCAUCAAGCAAAUCCAAAUGCAUCAAGUGAUGCAGUUUAGAAGAUGACAUCAGUUCUACUUGGGAAAAUUCUUAUUGCUUUAUUGGGUUGUUAGUCAAGAUUGAAUGGUGGUUUAUUUUUGGACAUAUACCUUAUAAACAUAUGUUUAAGGUGAUGUAAAAGUUUUUCUUUUUUAUUUCUAGUGGAAUGUUUUUGUGUUUUUUUAA
This is a messenger RNA of Dioscorea cayenensis subsp. rotundata (Guinea yam), 955 nucleotides long. Its product is annotated as glycosyltransferase BC10-like. The record is from RefSeq and is a predicted model, not a curated record. Bases 536 to 796 code for a protein of 86 amino acids. Lineage: Eukaryota; Viridiplantae; Streptophyta; Magnoliopsida; Dioscoreales; Dioscoreaceae. Gene Ontology annotation, molecular function: glycosyltransferase activity. Gene Ontology annotation, cellular component: membrane. The transcript has 6 exons.